Molecule: messenger RNA, 271 nt
Organism: Laccaria bicolor S238N-H82
Lineage: Eukaryota; Fungi; Basidiomycota; Agaricomycetes; Agaricales; Hydnangiaceae
Exons: 1
Coding region: 1-225 (74 amino acids)
Source: RefSeq, a predicted model, not a curated record
AUGAUAUUAUCUGCUGAGGCCCUGUGCGAACCUGUCAAAAACGAACAAUCAACAGGACAGGUCGAGCACGGGCGGAGAUGUGGUCCCCUUGUCGAGAGGGCUCUUGUGUCGCUCUCCAUCGUCGUCAUCUGGUUCAUACUGGGGGGGGGAACUCUUCUGCUCUUCUCUCGCCAUGGCUUAGCUAAAUCGUUUCUUGCGUCUAGAAUUUUUGGUUCCAGUUGUUAGUAGUAUAUCACUAAUAACACGUAGUUUUAUUGUUCCAUCGGUUUCC